Molecule: messenger RNA, 132 nt
Organism: Racocetra fulgida
Lineage: Eukaryota; Fungi; Glomeromycota; Glomeromycetes; Diversisporales; Gigasporaceae
Source: the annotation of a GenBank genome assembly
AUGAGUCAAUGGAUAGGAGAAACUAUCAAUCAAUAUGUGGUAGACAUAGUGGCUUUGUUUAAAUGUAUAUCCAUAGAAGGUAAUUAUUACUCUGAUGCUAUGCAAGCGCAGAUUUUUGUACAAGGAUUAUGA